AUGGCCGCAAACGAGCGCGUUCGCGUCCGGGGCCUCACCAUCAGCCGGCCUAUCAUCUAUGGAAACACAGCCAUCGUCCUCACCCCGAAGGAGCGCGAGGCGCUGAGCUCGCCGGACCACACCCACCGGUGGACGGUCGCGGUGCGUAGCGCCGCCUCCGCGCCCGACUCGGACAUCGUCGGCGGGGCGGACGACCUCAGCUACUUCAUCAAACGCGUCACCUUCAAGCUGCACGACACGUAUCCCAACCCAACACGCAACGUCGACAAGCCUCCAUUCGAGGUCUCAGAAACAGGAUGGGGUGAGUUUGAGAUCCAGAUCAGAAUCACCUUCGUCGCCGAGUCGGGCGAGAAGGCUUUCUUCACCUACCACCACCUCAAGCUGCACCCCUGGACCGUCGUUGGCAGUACCGAGCCCGAUAUCCCUCCGAUCGAAGCUGCCAUGAAGAUGGGCCCUGUACACUCGUGGCAGUACGACGAGAUCGUGUUCAACGACCCUUUCCAGUCGUUCCUCAAUAUCCUCACGGCGCACCCGCCCACGCCGCUACCGAAGCACACCCGCCGGCCCGUGCCCUUCCACACGGCCAACCCUGCAUCCCUAGAGGCCUCCAAAGGCGGUGUGCCCGAGUUCACGCAGCAGAUGGAACGCGAGGAGGCUGAGCGAUUGGAGACUGCACGGAAAAAGGUCGUCGCCGAGACGGAUUCAUGGCGGCAGAAACUCAUCGAGAAGGAAAAGGAGCUCGAAAAGCUCAAAAAGCAGCUUGAGGCCACGGCAUAG
Postia placenta MAD-698-R-SB12 is the source of this 777-nucleotide messenger RNA. RefSeq lists its product as hypothetical. Lineage: Eukaryota; Fungi; Basidiomycota; Agaricomycetes; Polyporales; Adustoporiaceae. The transcript has 4 exons. Bases 1 to 777 code for a protein of 258 amino acids. Gene Ontology annotation, molecular function: histone binding. Gene Ontology annotation, cellular component: Swr1 complex; NuA4 histone acetyltransferase complex. Gene Ontology annotation, biological process: chromatin remodeling; regulation of transcription by RNA polymerase II. The record is from RefSeq and is a predicted model, not a curated record.